Messenger RNA from Sciurus carolinensis (gray squirrel), 6987 nucleotides. RefSeq names its product AF4/FMR2 family member 2. Bases 42 to 2876 code for a protein of 944 amino acids. The record is from RefSeq and is a predicted model, not a curated record. Gene Ontology annotation, cellular component: nuclear speck; nucleus. Lineage: Eukaryota; Metazoa; Chordata; Mammalia; Rodentia; Sciuridae. Gene Ontology annotation, molecular function: G-quadruplex RNA binding. Gene Ontology annotation, biological process: regulation of RNA splicing. The transcript has 18 exons.
CUUCCAGUGAUCCAAGCUGCGUUGAGGAAAUCUUACGGGAGAUGACCCAUUCCUGGCCUACUCCUCUCACUGCCAUGCAUACUCCUGGAAACUCUGAGCAGAACACAUUUUCCAUCCCAGGACAGGAAUCCCAACAUUUGACCCCAGGAUUUACAUUACAAAAGUGGAGUGACCCAACCAGCAGAGCUUCUACAAAGAUGCUUGAGGAUGACCUGAAACUGAGCAGUGAUGAAGAUGACCUUGAGCCUGUGAAGACCUUGACAACUCAGUGCACAGCCACUGAACUCUACCAGGCUGUUGAAAAGGCAAAACCUAAGAAUAAUCCUGUAAACCCACCCUUAGCCACAUCACAGCCCCCACCUGCAGUGCAAGCCAGUGGGGGCUCUGGCAGUUCCAGUGAGUCAGAGAGCAGCUCUGAAUCUGACUCAGACACUGAAAGCAGCACAACUGACAGUGAAGCUAAUGAGGCACCUCGUGUGGCCACUCCAGAGCCUGAACCGCCCUCAACCAACAAGUGGCAGCUUGACAAAUGGCUUAACAAAGUGACAUCUCAGAACAAGUCAUUUAUUUGUGGCCAAAAUGAAACACCCAUGGAGACCAUUUCUCUGCCUCCUCCAAUCAUCCAACCAAUGGAAGUCCAGAUCAAAGUGAAAUCCAACCCCAGCCAGGUUCUGGCUGAACCCAAAGAAAGGCCUCUCCUGAGUCUCAUUAGGGAGAAAGCCCGUCCACGGCCCACCCAGAAAACUCCAGAAACAAAGGCUUUAAAACAUAAGUUGUCAACAACUGUGGAGACAGCUUCUCAAAGGACAAUUGGAAAGAAACAACCCAAAAAGGUUGACAAAAACACCAGCAUUGAGGAGUUUACCUGGCCCAAACCAAAUAUUACCAGCAGCACUCCCAAAGAAAAAGAAAGCGUAGAGCUUCCUGAUCCACCAAGAAGCCGCAACAAAGUCACAGCCCACAAACCAGUCCCUAGGAAAGAACCAAGGCCUCACAUCCCUUUGGCUGCCGAGAAGAAGAAGUACAGAGGCCCUGGAAAGAUUGUGCCAAAGUCCCGGGAAUUCAUUGAAACAGAUUCAUCCACAUCUGACUCCAACACAGAUCAGGAAGAGACCCUGCAGAUCAAAGUCCUGCCUCCUUGCAUUGUUCCUGGAGCUAAUACUACCAAGUCCAAGGAAACCCCUGGGGCUGGCCUGACCCUCAGCACCUUAAUCAGCAGCGGUAGCAGCAGCAACAACUUAUCCAUUAGUAAUGAGGAACAGGCUUUCUCCCCAAUUCCUGUCAUGCAAACAGAGCUUCUGUCCCCUCUGCGAGAUCAGGAGAAUCUGAAAAACCUCUGGGUGAAGAUUGACCUUGACUUGCUUUCUAGAGUACCUGGCCACAACUCACUACCAGCAGCACCUACCAAGCCAGACCACAAGGAAACUGCCUCAAAACCCAAGCGUCAGACUGCUGCUGCAGCUGCAGAAAAACCAGCCCCUAAGGGCAAACGUAAGCACAAGCCAGCAGAAGUUGCAGAGAAAAUCCCUGAGAAGAAGCAACGCCUGGAGGAAGCCACCACUAUCUGCUUGCUUCCCCCUUGCAUCUCACCAGCCCCACCCCACAAGCCUCCCAACACUAGAGAAAAUAAUUCAUCCAGGAGAGCAAAUAGAAGGAAAGAAGAAAAACUCUUCCCUCCUCCACUUUCCCCACUGCCAGAGGACCCUCCACGUCGCAGAAAUGUCAGUGGCAAUAAUGGUCCCUUCAGUCAAGACAAAAACAUCUCCAUGACUGGACAAAUCACCUCUACCAAACCUAAGAGAAGUGAAGGCAAAUUCUGUGCUACUUUCAAAGGGAUAUCUGUAAAUGAGGGAGACACUCCAAAAAAGGCUGCCUCUGCCACCGUUACUGUCACCAACACUGCUAUUGCCACUGCCACUGUCACUGCUACUGCCAUUGUCACUGCCACUGUCACAGCUACUGCCACCGCCACUGCCACGGCCACCACCACAACCACCACCACUACUAUUUCCACCAUCACCUCUACUAUCACUACUGGCCUCAUGGACAGCAGUCACCUGGAGAUGACGUCAUGGGCAGCCCUGCCCCUCCUGUCCAGCAGCAGCACUAAUGUCCGGAGACCCAAGCUCACUUUUGAUGACUCAGUUCACAAUGCGGAUUAUUACAUGCAAGAGGCUAAGAAGCUGAAGCACAAAGCUGAUGCACUGUUUGAGAAAUUUGGCAAAGCCGUGAAUUAUGCUGAUGCUGCCCUCUCCUUCACCGAAUGUGGCAAUGCCAUGGAACGUGACCCUCUGGAAGCAAAGUCCCCGUACACCAUGUACUCUGAGACUGUGGAGCUCCUCAGGUAUGCAAUGAGGCUGAAGAACUUUGCAAGCCCCUUGGCUUCGGAUGGGGACAAAAAGCUAGCAGUAUUAUGCUAUCGAUGUUUAUCACUUCUCUACUUGAGAAUGUUUAAACUGAAGAAGGAUCAUGCUAUGAAGUACUCCAGAUCACUGAUGGAAUAUUUUAAGCAAAAUGCUUCAAAAGUCGCUCAGAUACCAUCUCCAUGGGUAGGCAAUGGAAAGAAUACUCCAUCCCCCGUGUCUCUCAACAACGUCUCUCCCAUCAAUGCAAUGGGGAACUGUAACAACGGCCCGGUCACCAUCCCCCAGCGCAUUCACCACAUGGCUGCCAGCCAUGUCAACAUCACUAGUAAUGUGUUACGGGGCUAUGAACACUGGGACAUGGCUGACAAACUGACAAGAGAGAACAAAGAAUUCUUUGGUGAUCUGGACACGUUGAUGGGGCCUCUGACCCAGCACAGCAGCAUGACCAAUCUUGUUCGCUACGUUCGCCAGGGACUGUGUUGGCUGCGCAUCGAUGCCCAUUUGUUGUAGUGGGUUCUCUCCUCUCUCUAGCAUCACCACCCAUCAUUCUACCUCUACCAGCACACCGAUGGUCACUGGUGGAACUCCACUCAUUUGGGAAAGUUCUCUUUUGGUUAUGUUUGUUUUUAUGCUUCUUUUGAUACCUGUGAAAAACUGAAUUCAUUGUAAGUGGACACUACAACUUGAGAGCAGUGUAUGUUUUAUUAUUUUUCAGUAUUUGAUAUGCAUUUCUCAGAUCCCACCAUCUUUUUGUGCUUUAUGAAAUGAUGAUACCUAUAAUAUUGUUUAAGUCCACAUUACCCAAAGCAAAAAAAAUGGGAAGCAUGUGUGAUGAUGACAGGUUCCUGAGAAGUGAAACAAGUGGUCUCACAUGUACAUGGAAACUUAGACACAAGGGACCUGCAAAGAUUUUCAGCAACAACCAUCCCCCAAACUCUGCUCUUAUCCAGAAAAGAAUAUACUUUCGAAUCCAUUGUUAAACUUGUGGUUCCCACAGACUUGAUCUUCAGGUGAGAAUUUUCUUUGUUAAAACCCACUGGUUUGAUAUUGGAGCAACAUUAUAAAUUCAAGAAAUCAAGAAAAUGAAGGAGCAGAGCAAUGGCACUCUUGAAACAAUGCUGUGCCACAACCCAAUGACUUUUUUGUUCACAUCCCAUUCCUGAUUCCCUAUAUAGUUUAGAUUUUAGUGAUGAGAAGGAGGGGUGACAUUUAUUUUGACAGCUUUAAGGCAUCAGCUGGCAUAAAUAUUUUUAACUCCAUAAUUUAAAGCUUAAAUCCUCACCUGAGACUCUCUUUGUGCAUAGGUUCUCUUUUUGAGGAGCAGUUUGGUGGAUGCACACUUUUUUAGCCAAAAUGCUAUACUUCAGUCUUAAAGUUGAGAGAUAAGAGAGGUCUGGAAAACGCCCAACGAGGAAUUCACACCUCCUUUGCAGUUGGUAGGCAGAUCAAUAACUGGCAGGAUUUUUAAAUUGUAUUUUUCUCUAACACAUGGAAACACAAGUCAUAUUAUCACUACCUAGAAGUAAUAAUAUACAAUUUGCUUCCUAUUGUUUUAAAAUCUGGACUUCACCAAUUAUUAUUUACAUUUUCUAUUUUACAGUGUUUCUUUACUUUUUCUUUUAUCUUUUUUCCCUUUCCUUUUUCUUUUGUUGGGGGAAGGGACCUAUUAGCUUUUGAAUGAAAUACAAUCACUGAUUUUAUUAAAUUUUAUAUUAGUAUGAAUUACUUCCAUGAAAAUUCCAAAGAAAACUCCAAACUGUAAGUAGUAGCAAACUUAAAAUGAGCCUUGGGAUAGUGUUUCAUCCUGGGGUACUUUGAAAGAGCCCUGAAGAUUGGAACCAGAUUACCUAAUUUGGAGACAUUUUCCCAUCAGUUAUGACUAUUUCCUCUUCUUAUGGUCCUCUAUAUUCAUCUUAUGUCCCUAAACACCACAAUGUAAAUAUCAUCUUUGGUGUUCUAGCUCCCCAGAAGAAUCCCCCACUUGUAGUAAACACCAUUCAUGCAUUAGUUACUUGUAAUUACCUGCUGGCAUAUAAUUCCUUGUAGCCUUUAAUCUGCUGAGCUAUUGAAUUCUGUUCACUGAGUUAUGUCCAGAUAAAUAAUAGAUAUGCACAUGAAAGAUGCAAACUUGCAUGAUUUUUAAAGCAAUCAUGCAGGUCUAUGAUGGGAACAACAGGUGAUCACUCUGCACUCUCCUUGUCAAGGUUAGAUAUAUCCUCAGUUGCAUAAGAGUCAGACUUGGGCUCUGCUCUGGUACUCUUUGAGUUCAACGCCCUUUGUUGUAUAAUAAGGUUGUGGAAGUUGUAGUCCAAUGGCUGAAGCCUCGUUGUUAAUAUGGCUGAUGGGAACAACCCAGCAGCUGAACCCCACACUUUUUAUGCUCCCAAUGCGGUUGAGCAUUAUGUUUACAGUGUCAACAACAGCACUUACACAUGCGCACACACACAGACUUACACGCACACACAAAUGAAAACUGAAAGAAUCUUUUCUGAGCCUCUUAAAUGAGGAAACUGAUAACAUGAAAGACUCAACACCCAAGGUGGGUGUCACAUAUAAAAAUUAAGCUGAUGACUUUGCAGUGACUCAAGUUCUUGGUUUUCUGUGACCUACCAGGUAGAGUGCCUGGUUAUUACUUUAUAAUGAAGUCCACCAUCUUUACUUGUAAGUUUAACCUAGACCAUGGUCCUAUACCAUCAUGGAUUUAGGAGUAGAUUCUUCUUGAAAUUCAAUCUCCAGAAACUAGACUAGAAUUGUAGGGGCAGUUUCCCAAGGAAACAAGCACAUUGCCUCAUGGAUGAAAGACUUGUAGCUCUAGUUUCAGUGACUUGUUAUAUCUACUUACAUACAACAGGGAGGCAAGAUGAUUCUCUGUCAUCUCUGGUGGCUGAGUGUAAAGUGCGUGCCAAGUCAGCCAGCACCAUUAACAAAUUUGACAGUUGAGCUCUGGAUCACCACCUGAUUAUUUAGUAGACCUAUUUUAAUGCAGCUUAGAAACCAAUUAAAUAUGGAGGAUGAAUUGCCUUCCUAUCCCUGGAGUUGAGACGUCUUUCAGUUUCAUGAUUAAAGAUUGUUGCUGUUUUCUAGGCACUCUGUUCAUCACAUUGUAAAUGGUAAUGUGUGUCGUAGGUGUGCAGCUAUUGAGAGAUUUUGUCAAGUGAAUCUCUGGCAUACCAGUUUGGGGGAAGGAUAUGAGACAUGUGAAUGGCAGUGAGAGAUCAUGCCUCUAGACCUUGAUGGAGGCUUGGUGAGAACACAUCUAAAUAAGCAUGUGGAGGUAGGGGAUGGGCAGAGCAACGGGCAGCUCCACCUGAGCAAGUAUAAGGAACAAUCUCAGCCCUACAAAGUGACCCAGGUAGGGCCACCACUAUGCCUUCAUUGGUCACCCAAGCUCCAACCACAGAGAGUCUGAACGGUUUGAGUUAAGAUGUUGGCUUGGCUUUGGAUUUUAAUUAGCUUUGGAUUUUUUAGUGGUUUUGUCAUAUUACUGUCUGAGUUUGGUAGGUAGGAUUAAUUUGAAAAGAGUUUACUAGUGUGGUCCUUGGGGUAGAAUUUAGCUGUAAGCAUGUUGUUAGCCAGCCUAUAGACUGUUAAUUCCUUAAUAAUCUCAUUGGGAAAAUACUAGUAGUUUUGUAUUGGGAUGACAUAAUUGGAAAAGAAGAUUAGCUAUUGCUACUUUUAAAAGACUUGAGGUUGGGGUGCUUUUUCUUCCCAUGUAAUGUAGUGAAAAGAUCCAAAUCUUCAGUCAAUAACCAAGUUACAAAAAAGAAACCAUUGGAUAAAAUGUGUUUUGUUAAAUCUCCAAAGGGAUAGAUUUUCCUUCAGACAUUACAUGGCUAAAUGCACUUGAUUUGGUGUGCAUUGGAAAGACGCUUGUCCUAUAGUAUCUUUCCCAAAGCUAUCUAAAGAGGAUUUUGUUUUAUUCAAACUUGCAUCCCAGAGGUUGAAGUUGGAGUUUAAAGUUGGAAAGCAUUUUUGAAGGCAGACUCGAUUGAGUUGUGAGGGUGAAGCCCUCACAUUCUUCUCAACAGACAUGAUAAAAUUCACCUGCAUGAGUUGGCAGGUGGGAAAACCAAACUGGUCACUGGGUAGGACUACUCAGUAAAGCAACGAACUGCUUGCUUAGAGAAGCAUCACUAUCCCCAUUGAGAAAAGUGUGUGGCAAGAUGAGCUAGCUACACAAUAUCAAAAGAAUGGGUCGAUUCAGUGCCCCCAAAUUCAGUUCUGUGGGGAACAAAAGUAUUGAGCCAGUUGUUGGUGUUCUGUUACACGACUGGCAGACUAAAUUCUUUGUUGUCGUCGUUAUUGUUGUUGUUGUUGUUGUUUCUCAUUUCCAAUCGCACAGCCUUAUUCUCAUAAUUAAACUCUGAUUCAUUUUCUCUUUGGUGUUAGCAAACUCCAACAACAGAAAUGGCAUCUGUGCAUUGAUAAUCAGCAUUUACCCUGGCAGGAGACUACUCAGAUAGGCUGGUCUCAGACAUUAAUCCUACCAUCUGAUAUUUCCGGCAAAAGAAAAAGUAUUAAUUCCCUUUCCAUUCUCCUCCUCACAAAUCUUGAAGCCCUCUUUACCAAGAGCAUCACAUUUUUCUCUGUAACAAAAAGAAAAUCGCAUUGUGGGGAGGGC